UUCCCGUGAAUCCACUCACUAAAAGUUACUCUGUUUUUCUUCCCAGAGUGGCAGAAACGUACUCCAAAACCCAUCUUUCUCUUGUCUCCUUAUUUUCUUCCUCUACUCUCUCUCUGUCUCUCUCAAAUCAUUUUGCUUUUCUUAUGAACGGCCCUCGUUCACUGGGCUUCUCACCCUCUCUUUUGCACUUUGAAAUGAACUUCCCUUUCACUUCCCAAUCCCAUUGUGAAAUAAAAAUGGCUACUUCAAAAUUCUUUCUAUCUUCUCUUCUUCUGUUACUUUUUGUUCAUGGAGUUUUGCCAAGAGCAGAAUCCAAGACGUACUGGGGAGAUGUUGAUGCCUUGAAACAACUCAAAAAUGGAGUCCAGCCUAAUUCUGUGAGUCCGGGUUCUUGCUUGGGUUCUUGGGAUUUCACAUUCGACCCAUGUGACAGCCUCUUCAGUGAAAGAUUCACCUGCGGUUUCAGGUGCGACCUUACAGUUUCUGGGUUGAGCCGAGUCACGGAGGUUACUCUCGACUCUGCUGCUUAUACCGGUUCUCUCUCUUCCAUUUCCUGGAACCUCCCUUACUUGCAAACCCUUGACCUCUCCAACAAUUUCUUCUCCGGCAGGAUUCCAGGCUCACUCUCCAACUUGACUCGGUUAACUCGGCUGGGUCUUUCAAGGAAUGCAUUUUCCGGUGAGGUACCAGCCUCGAUUGGGUCCUUGUCUACUCUUGAAGAACUCUACCUCGAUAACAACAACCUACAAGGUCCUAUCCCCCCGACUUUUAAUGGUCUUGGUAGCUUGAAAAGGCUCGAAUUUCAAUCAAACAACAUCUCUGGUGAGUUACCCGAGUUGGGUUCACUCAAAAACCUGUACUUACUUGAUGCAAGCAACAAUGUCAUUUCUGGGUAUUUGCCUACAACGCUGCCACCUUUUUUAGUCCAAAUUUCCAUGAGGAACAACAUGAUUGAAGGCACAAUCCCUCCAAGUCUUAAAUAUUUGAACCUUCUGCAAGUAUUAGACCUGAGUCACAACAAACUCACCGGCUCAGUCCCUUAUUUCCUCUUUAACCACCCAUCUCUUCAACAACUCACUCUCGCAUUCAACUCCUUUGAUUCUUUACAAGCUCCCUCUAAUCUAGGCACCCAAAGUGAGCUUAUUGCUGUUGACUUGAGCAAUAACGAGCUCCAAGGCUGGUUACCUCCUUUCUUGCCAUUAAUGCCAAAGCUGUCAGCUUUAUCCAUGGAAAACAACAAGUUUUCGGGUAUGAUCCCUAUCCAAUACGCAUUGAGAGCGGCUCUGCCUGCCUCCGGAAUUGCCCCGUUUGCAAGACUGUUGCUUGGGGGGAACUACUUGUUCGGACCAAUUCCAGGGCCAUUGCUGGUACUCAAACCAGACACUGCAAAUGUCAGCCUUGCUGACAACUGCUUGAUCAGGUGCCCAUCGCGUUUCUUUUUCUGCCAAGGUGCUGACCAGAAAUCUUUAAUGGAAUGCAAGAGUUUUGGUUCUGUAAUCCCUUGAAUCAUGUUAUUUCAGCAAUGUUUUUAGUUGCAACAUCCAUGUGUGUCUUUCUUGGCUAAAAUUCUUUCUCUAUUGUUCUUAGUUUGGGCUUGUUAGUUUUCAGUUUGUUAGUGGGAAAUCUAAAAGAAAAUCUUUGUUUUCACAUAAAUUGUAAUAAUUUUGUAUAUUUUCAAUAUUUUGAUUUUGCUCA
This is a messenger RNA of Gossypium raimondii (Peruvian cotton), 1695 nucleotides long. RefSeq names its product LRR receptor-like serine/threonine-protein kinase FLS2. Gene Ontology annotation, molecular function: protein binding. The record is from RefSeq and is a predicted model, not a curated record. The coding region runs from base 144 to 1505 and encodes 453 amino acids. NCBI's taxonomy places the organism in Eukaryota, Viridiplantae, Streptophyta, Magnoliopsida, Malvales, Malvaceae. The transcript has a single exon.